Messenger RNA from Glarea lozoyensis ATCC 20868, 918 nucleotides. Its product is annotated as Ubiquitin-like protein. Gene Ontology annotation, biological process: modification-dependent protein catabolic process; protein ubiquitination. The record is from RefSeq and is a predicted model, not a curated record. Gene Ontology annotation, molecular function: ubiquitin protein ligase binding; protein tag activity. NCBI's taxonomy places the organism in Eukaryota, Fungi, Ascomycota, Leotiomycetes, Helotiales, Helotiaceae. The transcript has 3 exons. Gene Ontology annotation, cellular component: nucleus; cytoplasm. The coding region runs from base 1 to 918 and encodes 305 amino acids.
AUGCAGAUCUUCGUCAAGACUCUCACUGGCAAAACCAUCACCCUCGAGGUUGAAUCCUCUGAUACUAUUGACAAUGUCAAGUCCAAGAUCCAGGACAAGGAGGGAAUUCCCCCAGACCAACAGCGAUUGAUUUUCGCUGGUAAGCAACUUGAGGACGGACGCACCCUUUCGGAUUACAACAUCCAGAAGGAGUCUACACUUCACUUGGUUCUCCGCCUUCGUGGUGGUAUGCAGAUCUUCGUCAAGACCCUCACCGGAAAGACCAUCACCCUUGAGGUGGAAUCGAGCGAUACCAUCGACAAUGUGAAAUCGAAGAUUCAGGACAAGGAGGGCAUUCCACCAGAUCAACAGCGUCUUAUCUUCGCUGGUAAGCAGUUGGAGGAUGGCAGAACCCUUUCAGACUACAACAUCCAGAAGGAGUCCACUCUCCACUUGGUCCUUCGUCUUCGUGGUGGUAUGCAAAUCUUCGUCAAGACUCUUACCGGCAAGACGAUCACUUUGGAGGUUGAGUCAUCCGAUACCAUCGACAACGUAAAGUCAAAGAUUCAAGAUAAGGAAGGUAUCCCACCAGAUCAGCAACGUCUCAUCUUUGCCGGAAAGCAACUUGAGGAUGGCCGCACCUUGUCUGACUAUAACAUUCAAAAGGAGUCCACUCUUCACUUGGUGUUGAGACUUCGUGGUGGUAUGCAGAUUUUCGUCAAGACCUUGACUGGAAAGACUAUUACUCUCGAAGUUGAGUCUUCAGACACCAUCGAUAACGUCAAGAGCAAGAUCCAGGAUAAGGAGGGUAUCCCACCAGACCAACAGAGAUUGAUCUUUGCCGGAAAGCAAUUGGAAGAUGGUCGUACAUUAUCUGAUUACAACAUUCAAAAGGAGAGCACUCUUCACUUGGUGUUGAGACUUCGUGGUGGACAGUAA